Pomacea canaliculata is the source of this 11697-nucleotide messenger RNA. RefSeq names its product rootletin-like. The transcript has 45 exons. Bases 120 to 8219 code for a protein of 2699 amino acids. The record is from RefSeq and is a predicted model, not a curated record. NCBI's taxonomy places the organism in Eukaryota, Metazoa, Mollusca, Gastropoda, Architaenioglossa, Ampullariidae. Gene Ontology annotation, cellular component: microtubule organizing center.
AUGCGCCUUGAAUUCGACCCGAUUCUAAGUAUGGAGAAUCGUACGAAAGACUUGUUGACACGGGCGAGUGAUAACAUUUGACUGAACAGGUAGUGUGUUACCUGUCGCAAGCGGAUAUCAUGGAGCUCACAAGGGGUUUCGAUCCCACUUUGCCACUAGACUUUAAUGGCAGUACCAAUCCGCUGGAUCUGCCCGACGUCACUAUUGAUGGCAGUAUUGGAGACCAUCCACCGUCUAGAGCAGCAUCUGCUAGUCCAGGACUUGUGCCAAUGUUGGCUAAAACUAGCAGCGGGCGAAUGUCCCCUGUACGUGGUCGAACCAUGAAGGAGUAUGAUCAGCAAAUCGCAGAACUCAAGAAAGAGAAUUUCAGCUUAAAACUUCGCAUUUACUUCUUGGAGGAACGCAUGGAACAGAAGUUUGGUAGUACAGAAGAUACGUUUAAAACUAAUAUAGAACUAAAAGUUGCUGUUCAGAGCCUGAAACAGGAACUUGCAGACAAGCAGGAGCUUCUGCGUAAGGCCAGUCAAGCUAUGGAAGCCCUGACAUCUGGCCAGCAAAGUGACCUUGAGACCAUGCGCCAGAACUUGGAGGCUCAGCACAAGAAAUACACAGAAAAUCUCAAGUCGGACCUGCAGCAAGCCAUUCAGGAAGCUGAAAGAUCUCGAGAAGAAGCAGAAAAUGCAAAUAAGCAUAUGAAUGACUUGGAGAUUAAGUUGUCAGACUUAGAAAGGCAGGUGCAACAAGAGCUGUUCAAAUCAAAAAAACUUGAGGAUGCAGUACAACUUAAAGAAAGAGAUGUGGCAGACCUUCAGAGUGAGUUGGAAGAAAGAGAACAGGCAUUUGUUUCUCUCAAAAUGGCUUUGAAGGAAGCUGAAGAGGAGAAACAACAGGCCUUAGCUCGUGCAGAGCAAGCAGAAAAGGCUGUGCAGCGCAAAGACCGUGAUGUGGAGCAACUGUCUUCAGCCCUUAGAGACCAGUCACAGAUUGAUGGCCAUUCUUUCCUGGCAUCACGUCACCUAGAGAAACUGCGAAAGCAGCAUACAGAAAGAAUCAACAAUUUAAUGGACCAGGUGCAGGAUCAGCAAGAGAAGCUACAUCAGUUGGAGGCAAAGAUAAUGGAGCUGCAGGAAAUUCUGACUAACAGGGACAGCAGAAUAGAAGAGCUGGAGACUGAGAUGCGAGCAAAAGACAAGAACUUAAAGGAGGCUAGCAGCAGGGCUGAUGAACUGGCAGAGGCCAUGGAACAAGAGCGAGAAUACAGUAGGCGCCGUGAUCUUACCAUCCAGGGUCUGGUCAAUGAGGUCCACAAGAAAGAAAAAGAGCUGAGCAAGGUGAAAGAAAAGCUGUCAAAGUGUGAAGCCACCUUAAAGGCAAUGCGUGCAGACCUCCAUGAGGCUGAAAUGAACAAACAUCAGGAACCUCAGCAUCAAGGCGAGGCACUGGAUGAUGCCAUGCAAGAGAAUACCCGAUUGCAGCUUCAACUGACAGAGGCAAAUGCAAAGACUGAGGAGAUGAUUAAGUCUCUUGGAAAAAAGGAGGGAGAACUGGCAGGGUUCCGUGAGCAGCUGGACCUUGCAAAUCAGGCUUUGAGACGAAGUGAAGAAGCACUAGAGAGUCUACAGCAACAACUUGAACAAGAAAGGGGGGAAGCCAAGGGAAAGCUGGAUAUCCAGGCAAAGCAGCACCAGAAACUGCUGGAGGAAUACACACGUCAGCUGGAAUCUAAAGAUUCCUUAAUGGCCCAGAUGACCCAGCAACUGAGAGCCAAAGACAAGCAGUUGGCAUCCCUGAUGGACCUUCUUACAGAUGACUCUUCUAAGAAUCAGACAGAGUUGUUUAAAAGACUUGUUAAUGAUCUUGACAAAUCAGCCAGCACACUGCAGGUUGAUUUGAACAAAAAGCAAGAAGACCUUGAAGAAAUGGAACAGAAGCUAGAAGACACUCGUCGUGCAUUGAAAGAUAAAGGGAAUGAACUCAGACAGGCUGCACAUAAAUUGCAGCAGCACCAGGAUGAACUGGAGAUGCUGCAACAUAAGAAUGCAGAGAGUGGAGAAGCCAUUGCUCAUCUAACAGCUUCACUUUCAAAAGCUCAGAGAGCACUUGAGGAAUCUAUCGACAAGCAUGCUGGGGCACUUCAAGAAAAGGAGAAGAUAAUUCAACAGCUGCAGACAGCCCUUCAACAGCGUGAUGAGACCAUCAAGGAGUUUUCCCUCCAGAGUCCUUCCAUAGAUAGAUGUGAGGAAUAUUUGCACAAACAUCUUCUAGAGAAGGACAGGAAAAUAGAGGAGCUGAAAGCAGAUCAUGUGCAAGCAGCUGUGAGACAUGAACAAGGUUUGCAUUUAUUAAGAAAUCGCCUUGAAGAGAAAGACAAUGAGAUUCAGGCCUUAAACAGCAAGCAUCGAAAAGAGAUGCUGAACUACGAUCAUGAGAUCAAGUCACUGAUGGCGCAGCUGGGACAGAUGGAACUGCAGGUGGCAGAGCUGCAGGCCGGCACACGGCUGGCGGAGGAGCAGCAGCAGGAGACCCUGAAGCGACUGCAGCGCAUGAUGCGCGAGAAGGACAAGACCAUAGAGGCUCUGGUGGACAGUGUCGAGGAGAAAGAGCGACUGUUGCGGAGAUCACAGCAGAACCUGACAGAAGAUGCCAAGGCACAGAUUGCUGAGGUUGAAUCUCUUCAGGCUGAAAAUAGACGUCUUCGUCAGCAGCUAGAUGAAAGAUCAGAGUAUGGAGGAUGUGAAUCCCAUGACAACUAUAUCAGUAAAGACAGUCAGUACAGCAGCCAGCAUGAGAAGGUCAUCUACACAUGCAACUCGCCCCUGCAUUCUGACAACAAAGAAUUGGUGUCAUUACUCAGGGACCAGUUGAAUGAGAUGCAGCGACUGGGACUAUUGUUGCAGGACCACAAGAUUGUUCUCACAGACUUAACAGAAAAGUGCUCAAGUGAUGGUGUUGGUCCUUCUAGCUCGGCUUCUGCUUUGCGGAAUGAGCUGUCAGCAAGCAAGCUGCUGCAGCAGCACCUCUAUGAGACCCUUGAGCGGAGCCAACAGCUGCAUCAUUCCUUAUUGGGUUACACAGUCCGACAAACAGACAAUACUGUUUCAGGUGAGAACAGCAUUAACUACAGUGACAGUGCUGCCAGCUGUGCUAGCAGUUCUAGUACUGCCAGUCACCAUGCUGACCAAAGCAUGAACAGAAGUUCUAAAUUUUCUGAAAAAUCACUCUUCGAGAUGCAAGGUGCUGUCUCUUUGGCCACACAGACCAGUCCUCGUCGAAUGCAGCAAGUGCAGAAGCAUGUUGGGGGGCCUGCCUUUUCAUCAUUUUCCCUCACAGAACAGCAUCCCAACAAGACAUGUUACAGUGCUGGGGACAUGGUGCAAGAAAGCCUUGAUGCAAGGUCCUUGUCCCUGACUUCACUGUCAUCGGAACAGCUGGCAGGAAUGUCCGCGGCAGUUCUACGGGAUCUUGUUAGCCAGCUGCAGGAGGACUUGUUGGAAGCAGCUCAGCGUAAUACAGUCCUCACAAGUCAUUUUAAGGCAUUGUAUGGCAAGGAUGAGAGCUGUCAAGGAAUGGUUGAUGCAGACAAGAACAGGAAUCAUGAAGCUGUAUUUACUAAGCCUUCGCCAUCUAAUUUCCAGUCCCAGGUGGAGUCGCUCAAGAAUGAGCUGAAUUUGAAGGAUAAAGAGACAGCAUGUCUUCGUCAGCAUCUAGGCCUGGCUCAGUCGAGAUCAGGAUCUGCAGUGGAUGCCAUAUUUCCCACCCAGGUGUCAGACUUGCGGGCUGAAAUUUUCAGUCUUCGUGGCCAUGUCAAGGAGAUGAACAAGAUCAAUGAACUGCUCCGCCAGCAGAUGUGCCACUGCAAUGGCUCGCACAAUGCUACACAGGUGUUCAGCCCGGAGCUUCUCACCAGCAUGUCACAUGAAAUAGAUUGUCUGUACAGGCAGGUUCACUCACUGAUAUCUCUAGCUGACAGAGAAGCCCCACAACAUGGGCCUGACUCUGCUAGCAAUGGGGAGGACACAAGCUCUUUUCAUUCACUCCCUGUUUCUCCUGUACUGUCGCACACAACCUCUAGUGAGGCAUGUCUUCACGAGGUGCUGCCAAAUCAGACUUUAUCUGCUGAAGGAGGCUGCAGGUGCUGUGACUCGUUUGAGAAAGAUGGAGGGAGGGGUCGCACGCGAUGUGCCAAUGGAGCUGCUGACAAUACCUUUCCUGAGACUGAGGAGUCUUCCAGCUUGUUGGGACCAAGGCUAGGCAAAUCCAAGAAGGGCAAGACGCGAAUCCCUGUUGCACAGCUUCCAAAUCUCAAUCUCAUUGUGAAGGAGUCUGAGCAAGGAGCUUCGAUGGCCACCAUGACACGUAAACUUCAAGAGGCACAGGAGCGGGUAAAAUACUUAGAAAACAGACUGGCAGCUACAGAAAGUACAGUACGUUUGACUUCUCAGCGGCUGCGCCUGUGUCAGUCUCAGGUCCAUUCUGGUAAUGGAGCUAAAGGGCUACCACUAACCCGUUCACAAAGUGAGAUUUGUCUUCUACUGGAUCCUUUUGGCAUUCAGUCACCACCCUUUUCUGAAAAGCUGACUCCGACAUUAGUUAAUAGAGAUUCUCAAAAUGAAACUGGUGGACAUGCUAUAUCAUUAAAUGACUCAGAUGGAGGUAUGACUAUACAGGAAGCGAUGGUUCAGAGAAUUCACAAUCAGCAAAGUGAGGAAUCAGAUGGCAGGCAUGCUGGGAUGGAAGAUGAUGCAGCUCUGCAGCAAGAAGUACGAAGCAAUGCAUCAAAUGACGCAGCCGAUGGAGGAUGCAGUUCAGAUUCGCCACAUCAGAACCUUGGCAGUGAGGCUGAGUCAGAUUCCAUUGACUGUGGAGAACACUUUACUGAUGCACUAGAGGCAGAGAAAGAUAACAAUUUUAAAGCUAAACCUUUAGCUGUGAAGGGUGAUUUCACUCACCUUUCCCAGCAAAAUGCCUCCACCCUUAUAUAUCCCAGGCAGUUGGUCCAGUCUGACCAGACGGACCUAACUUUGUCCUCCAUAUGUGCAGGAGAAAGAGACUAUUCCAUGUUGGCUGGAGAACUGACUUACUCAAGCUUCUCUGAGAAUAUCCUGCAAUUGGGUCCCUCUCAUCGAGCACAGGACAGUGCCAUAGGUGUUUCUCAUCUGAAGGUAGCCAAGGGAAAUGAGGCUGCAAAGAGUUCUCGAGUUGCAAAGUCCUUGGCAACUGCUUGUCACCUGCAGCUCAACAGUCAUGCUGGAGAUGAGAGCAGAAAUGAAAGCCAGCUUCCUGUUAAUUUAGAUGCGUCUUCCUUGCAAGCCAAAGUGCAUUUCCUGACGGAGAUGAACACUUCAUUGCGAGAUGAGCUGAAGGUGUAUGAUCGCUUGUGCCAGUCCCUGGGUAUCCAAGUCUCGUUCACAAGCAGCUGUGUUGACCCACCCACUGCUGGUGAAGCGAACACUGAUAUUGAGCUGCUGAAGCAGCAUCUAGUUGAAAUCCGGAGAUUACGGGGCAUCUUGGAACAGCUAGACUCAGAUGCUUACGAAGAUAUGCAGUCCACACUCUUGUGCAAGAUCCAGCGUGUUCAGGAGCUAGAAGCUCAGCUACAGAAGCUGAGAGAGGAGCUUCUACAGAAGGACAACACAAUCGUCCAGAAUAGCAAGACAAUCACAGAACAUGAGAAUGUGUUUAUUAAGUUCCGCACAACCAUCACACAGCAGGAGAGUGUCAUCAAGGAGACAAUAGUAGAAAUGAAGAAGUAUGAGGCAGAAGAAAAGAGGCUGAAAGAAAAGAUUGCAGUCCUGGAAGAAUCAAGCACCCGGAAAGACAAAGAGCACGAAGUGACCCUGACUGCACGCAAUGCGCAGAUAGGAGAGGUCCAAAGGGCGCUCAAAGAAGCUGAGAAGAGAAUUCAUCUGAUGCAGGACCAGGUGGCAGCUGGUCAACAGCAGCUGCAGGCUGCAACAACGCAGCUUAUCAUAGCAAAGCAGCACAACCAGCGCUUUGAAAGCCAGCUCAAGGACAGCCAGAACAAAUGCCAAGAGAUGGAAGGGCAACUGAAGGAAACUCAGCACAAGUGCCAGGAUAUGGAGGGUCAGCUGCUGGAGUCUCAGCGGAAGCAUGAAGAGCUGGAGCAGGAGUUGAAGAAAGUCAGAGACAAGGCUCAUGCCUGGGAGCUUGCUGUACAGGAUCUGCAGCAGCAGAAGGUGCAUCUGGAGGAAGCCCUUGGUGACUUGCAGCGUGGGAGGGAAGAACUUGAGAAGCAGGUGAUGCAGGCCACUAGUGCAAAGAAGAGUGAGGCAAAUAAGCAGAGAAAGAGGGCAGAGCACUUGGAGGAGUGCAUGAAGGAGCACCAGCAGACGCUAGUCCAGUGUGAACAGAAGCUUAAGGAGGCCCAGGAAAGCCUGCACCUGAGCCAGGCCAGGGAACAGGAAGCACAGGCAACUCUGCAGAAGUGCAAGGCGCAGGAAGAGGAGACACAGGCCACCUUGAAGGACAUGCACCAACAGAUCUCUAGACUAGAGGCUGAGCUGAGGGAGGCAGAGGAAAGGGCCAGUGCCUGCCAGAAGGUGGCACUGCACGCUGACAGUUUGGUGCACUCACUGGAAAACCGUGUGCGAGAUCUAGAAGCACGAGUGGUAGAGUCCCAGGAGCAAGCCAGGAGCAGCAAGGAAGGCACCAGAGACUUGCAGGCAGUCGUGGAGGAACAGAAGGGUGCAGUCGAGAAGUUAAAGAAAGAGCUUGAACAACGAGAAGCCAAACUGCGAAAAAGAGAUGUCCAGCUGAAACGACUUGUUCCAGAAUAUGAGAGAAUUCGGGCAGCUUUAAGUGAAGUGACAGAGGUCAAUCAGACACUGCGUUGCGAGGUCAGGCUGUACCAGGACAUGCAGUGUCAGGCUGAUGACAGUUCAAGUCAGAAGGAGCUGAUGAGGGACUUACUUCAGGAGUUGACAAGGACUCGCAAGCUUGUGGAGAACAUAAUCAGCCGCCACAGAGAGAGGGGAAAUAUGAGCCCUGCAUCUACAAAUGGAGAUGCUGCAGAUGGCAAGCCAAGCCCUGAUGUGCCCCACAGAACUUCAUCCCAUAGUUUUGAGGCCCAGCAUGGUCCUAUAAGCUCAAGUCACACCCCUCCAGACAAGGACAGUUCUGCCAGCCAGAGGCUCAAAGGGUUUUCUACAGACUCACUUUUUGAAGAUCAGAAUAUUGACUCCCCUUACCAGCUAAAGACUGUUUUGACUGAAGAAUCCACUGCUGUUUCUUUGGGAGCUCUGUCAGAACUUGACCGUUUUCCUGGACUAGGAUUCAGCCCCAAAGCCUUCACAGAACAGAAGUCCCCAACAGCACUUUGUCCAAGUACAAAAGGAUCGCCCAAAAGUGACAUAGCCUUACUCAGUAAUCUAAACCAAAAAAAUCUUAGGAUGGACACUAUUAUGACUGGUGCCAGGGGGGAUAUAGUGCUGCCUCUCACACCAACGAAAACCUUGAAAUACUGGCAAGGAAGCAGUCUGCCAUCUGCUGUCACAGGCAUCCCACAGGUUGAGGUGGACAGCGACCUGCGGCAGCUGUUUGCAGUGGGAGCUCUUGAGGGCUAUGAGAAGCUUAAGUGUGAGAACAGAGAACUGUUGGGCCUACUUAGCGCUAUGCAAGCACGUGUCAACCACAGACUGAAGACCUUUUCCUCUGUCACCAUGUCUGAGAUCAUCAAGAGUGUGGAGUACAGUACACUGAGAGAGCUGCACUUAUCGACCGAAAACAUGAGACUGUGUGCAGAGGAGGAGGCACGCCUUCUCACCAAAUUUUGGAUCACGCAGCUGCCCCCUGUCAAUUCUGCAGGAGAGUUUUAUGACCCCAAGCUGACUGAAGAGAACGAGAAUUUGAAAAUAGAGCUUCAAAGGCAAAAGCAUCGUCAUGACAUGCUGAUUCACACCGUCAAUGAACAUCAGGAGCGUCUCCAUGCCACCAACACCAUGCGGAAAAAAUGGGAAGCCACGUUGUAUAAGCAGUACGAACAUUUUCGCCACUUCAUGGCUACUUCCCCAGCCACCACUACUAUCAUCUCCAGUCCUUCAGAUUUGCCUUCAUACUUGUUGUCUUCAAGGCAUGAGAUAUCCAGGACCGCAGACACCCUGGAGGAGGCGGAGGGAAACUUUAGCACAGCUGGUCUGGUGCCGCAGAAACGUUCUUCUAGAAAGUCACAGCCUAAGGGUGGCACCAAAGACAGGAAAUAAAGCCUCCGAUUUGACCUCAUUUUUCUCCCUGCUGACACCUUAUCUUUAAUUUAUAUAUCUGGUAUAUCACCUUGAUUCUUUUUCCCAAGUUGUCAGUGGUUGGAGUUUUUAUAGAAAACUAUUACUUUUUGAGGCUUCUUGGUGUCACACCGUUUUCAGUACCUUCACAGACUUUUUGUUGAUAAUUUUUCAUCAUUUGUCACUCUCCACAAGCCACAACUCAGCAAAGUAUAUGAAGUUUGGCUUUUGAAUGUGUGGGGUUUUUUUUUUCCAGAAGAAUAUCCAAUUUACAAUAUUUGCUGCUGUAGUCACAGUUUAUCUCUAAGCCCCUUUCUGCCUUAUUGUUUGCUCUAGGGUGUGGACAGGUUAGUGAAGGUGUGUGUGCUUCCUGCCUGCAUACAUGACAGAGUGAACUAAAUAAUUUACGAGGAAUAAAGUUUAGGCCUGAUUAUACAUUCCUUUUCUUAUUAGAGAGUGAACCAAAGAGACUUAAUGAGAUCUGUGUGAUUUAACUUGCUUCUGUUCCUCAAAUGAACUGUACUCAAGCUGAGGACUAACCAUGUUUUCAGUUGUUUGGGUAUCAUUAUAACCCACUUAACAGUCCUGAAGAUUUGCUCGUCAGAGGGAUGUGGUAGUUAAACUGUGAUGGCUUUGAGUCGCAGCAUUAUUAAUAAAGGCAGUAAAUGUAAAUCUUUUUAUUUUUUAUUUUUUUUUGGUCAAUAUCUGUUAAUCCAAAUGCAUCAAUAAACUGGUCUUCGUGAAAGGCUUUGUUGCACUGUAUGAAUGUAUAUUGUUAUUCUGAACGGGACCAAGAAACUAAACAGAUAUUAUUCAUUUUGAAGACUUGCACCUCCAGAUUUUCCAGAUACUUUGUUAAAUGUUUUAGCCUUCUUUCCCUCUAUCAUGCAUUUCUGAAAAGUUGAUUGCUUGAAAUUUGUGCUGGGCUUAGGUGUUGGGAUAGUUCUGUACAUAUUUCAGGGCACAAGGCAGCAGCAUAUAUUUUUCGUUUUGGGUUUAAUCAUCCUUGUCUGUUUACAUUAUCAUCUUACACAUUUGUUGUAAGAUGCCAUGCAGUUUUCAUUAUACAAUGACUACUAUUUGCAGAAAAAAAUCAAUCGGGUCUUGUAGCUUAUGAUAUUUCUUACAUCAGACUUUGUUCCCAGAUUUAGGUUGGUUUGUGUGGAGUUUUUUUUUUUCUAUUUUAAAAAUUACAAGUGGUGCAUGCACAUCUCGCAACAACAUGAUUUACAAGUAUGGUAGGCUGUGGAAGCAGAGUGUGUCAUACUGAUUGCUGCUGUGAUAAAUAUCAAAACCUUUAGAAUGACAGAAUAAUAUCUUGGAAUGCAUUUUGCCAUAAGUCUCUUGUGCCCCUCUGUCUUCAUCACCAACUUAUUCACACACACACACAUGCGCGCUCUCUCUUACCUUGAUCUUCCCAACCCACAGAUGAGACCCAUUAAAGUGUUUAGAAGUUUAGUUCAAAAUAAAAACAAACGUUUAUAGUGCCUUAAAACUUUUUAGCCACAACUGCUUUCUCCCCAUCUGAUUUGACAGCUUCACACAAAAAUGUUCCAAAAAUAAUAUGUAUUAAUUUCUUGUACAUAAUAUUACAAUCUGAAGUGGAAAUGUUCUUUAUUUAUAUAAUGACUUGCCAUAUAUCAACAUUUAUUGGAUGAAGUUUGCACCACUAUAUUUUUUUUCCAAAAUAGCAGUGUUGUACACAUUAUUAUUGUCUGAAAUGGAACUGUUCAUUGUUUAUGUAAUGCCAUGCCAUUAAUAUGUACCAAAAUAUUUUUUGUGAAAUUUUCUCCACUAUGCUUUUUCCAAAACAAAGAUGAAGAAAUACUGCUGAGGUUUUUUGGGGGAAGAAAGGAUGAAAGGCAGCAACAAGUUCAUUGGCUAAUUAAUGUUUUUCAUCAAAAAAUACUUUGGGCUGAUGCACAUGUCAAACUUCAAAUUUAACUAAUCACCUUAUGGCAUAGUGGUUUGUAAAAUGAUAUUUAAAAAUCUCAGCUGAAGCAUUAAUUACUGUAGAUGUUUCGUGACAAAAUAUAGAUCUUGACUUUGAAGGCUUAACUGUAAUUCUUCUGAUAAGAUGAAUGCCAGUUCUUUUGUAAAUGUGUUUUCAUUUGUUAGCAUUGUAAGAAAGAUUUCUGUAUGCUUUGUAUAAAAGGUUCUGCUAUGUAGAAAAGAUUUAAAUUCUGCAUUAACUAGGAAGCUUGUAGAAUGAACAGCAGAAAUAUUAAUGUGAACAUGUAUUUUUAUGGGAUUUGUAGAUUUCUGUAUAGAUGCUUGAUACUAUUCGGCAAAGCUGAGUGAAUGCUCCCUUUCUGUUCUCAUAUAUCAACAAACAGCAUGAGAUAAAACAAAAAAUGAUAUCACAUUUGUACACAGAUAUACCCACUUAACAUGGGUUCAUAGCUCUUCCAUUGGCUAAAGCCUUCACAAGGUAAACAAAAAUCUGUACAUUUCUGAUAUCUGUAGUGUUUACCUCUUUCUGUAAAUAGUGAUGUUUGCAGGUGCAUAUCUUGAAAACAGAUGAAGUAUAUUCACUUGCAUUUGGGGAAAUAAUACAUUGAAGUAAUACAUUGUCAAUCAUUAAAAGCAAAAAGGGUAGACCCCACUAGUCUUUUUGUUUCAUGUAGAAAUACUUUGAAGGUUAUUUUGUACAUGAUGAUUGACAUGAAUUUCAUCAGUUUGUGACAGACUUAGAAAGAAUAGGCAUCUACAUGUUUUAUAGAUAUUUCAUUUUGGCUUUUCUCCCACUGAUUUGGAAAAGUUGUGUAAUGGCAGGAUUAUGUUAAAGAUAUGAAUCAGAUACAUGUAUUUGUAAUUUGGUAGAAGAAAAAAAAACUUAACCAGUCAUAAGCACAAUAUUUGUCCAUAUACUUGUUCUAAGCAAGUUAAUUUUAGGGAAGAGUACAGGAAGUGUUCCUAUAAGGAUCUCUUAUGAAUUGUACAUGUGCACACAUAUAAAAGUCUUGAAUGAAAAGUACAGAUUUUCUGAUUGUUAGCAGACUGGCUAGUCAUGUACAGUCACACUGACAAACCCGUGUGUCCAAUAGUAUGAAUCCUUAACCUGUGGGGAUAAUCAUGAUUAAAAUACAGGUAUCGAGUCUAUGGCCUGCAAAGUGCUUAAAGGACAACUAAUCUAUAAGCUUGAGCAAAACUGUAUGUUGACACUUUACAUAGAACAUUUCUUUGAUGCUGGCAUGUGCAAUGUUAUGCUUCAAGCUUUGUCCAUGGUCUUCUGCUAAAUCAUGUGCAUUGUUGUUUUAUCUUAUGUGCCAAGAAAGGAACCGCUUUGUUGACAUGCUGGACCCAGGCUGUUUACUACCUAAUUCUAACUGAUAUUCCAUUAACAGAUACUGACUAGAGGUUGCAAGGUGACUGUAGUUGGCAGCCAUAGGCAGUGUGUUAAACAUUCUGGAUCAUUUAAGUCGCCUAAAUUAUAUGGAUUAAAAUUUUGGCAAAGGUA